Messenger RNA from Daldinia decipiens, 1562 nucleotides. RefSeq names its product cysteine proteinase. Lineage: Eukaryota; Fungi; Ascomycota; Sordariomycetes; Xylariales; Hypoxylaceae. The transcript has a single exon. The record is from RefSeq and is a predicted model, not a curated record. Bases 235 to 1233 code for a protein of 332 amino acids. Gene Ontology annotation, molecular function: acetyltransferase activity.
GCCAUUGUUGUUAGCGAGGGAGCGAGAGUUAUAUAAUCAACGAGCAAUAUAAGAAAAGACAAUGCAACCUAGUGCUUUAUUCGGGUAUCUAUACACGUAUAUCUGCAAGCAGUAGGGUCACGUGCAGCUUAUACGAGCCAGGGAGCGAAAAACAAGGAUACAAUUCCAUUGCAUAAAUCCGCUACGCUAAGUAAACCUCAGCAUCACCACUCCUCUCCAUCUCUAGAUAACAAUAUGGGAGACCGUCCGAGAUACAGUCAUGACCAGCUCGAACAAUAUUUCAACCGAAUUGCGCUACCUGAGCAAAACCGCUUGCACUCGGUAGCGGCAGUCCCAGACGAUGUUAAGCUGAGCUACUUAUCCCUCCUAAAUAAGCAUAACAUAGUACGGAUCCCGUUCGAGAACUUGACGCUGCACUAUUCGUGGCAUAGAACCAUCAAUGUUCGGCCGCAGCAUUUAUUCAAUAAAAUCGUGCCGCCGCCUAGCCGUCGCGGUGGGUACUGCAUGGAGGCCAACUCUUUGUUCCACACCGUACUCUUGAGUCUUGGAUUCCAGGUGUACAUGGCGGGUGCCCGGGUCUAUAGCAAGGAAGCCGGUAAAUAUGGCGGUUUCUCACACUGCGUGAAUAUUGUCAUUAUCGGCAAGGACCGGUUCAUGGUGGACGUCGGCUUCGGCGCCAACGGCCCCACCGCCCCGGCCCGUCUGCGCCCCAACGAGCCGCGGCCGCAUAUCGAGGGCACGGAGGCGCUUAUGCGGUUUGUCCACGAAUCUAUCCCGCAGCAAGUCGACCAAGGGCAGAAGGUGUGGAUCUACCAACACCAGAUCAGCAGCGACGCCGAGUGGGUACCCAUGUACUGCUUCGUAGACAUCGAGUUCCUGCUUGAGGACAUCCGCGGGAUGAACCUGAGCCCGUGGAAGAGCCCCAGCUCGUGGUUUACGCAGAAAGUCGUGCUGUCGCGGUUUACUACCGACGCGGAGGACGAGGCGCACGAGUCUGCGUUUAUGAGCGACAAGGCAGUGGCUGAUGGUAGGAUCGACGGCGCGCUGAUAUUGUUCCAGGAUACGCUGAAGUGGCGCCGCGAGGGGCAGACAGUGCAGAUAGCGAGGUUUGAGACGGAGGAGCGGAGGCUUGAUGCUAUGAAGAAGUAUUUUGGUAUUGAGUUUGACGAGGAGGAUCGGGAGGCUAUUCGGGGUACGACGGGCGAGCUUAGUCAAGUUAAUUUCGCCAUCUAGGGUUAUGUCAUGGGUAUUUAUUAUGGGGUAACACUUUUCUCUUUGACGUAAAAUUAGAUGGUGCCUAUAAGUUUAAAGUGGUAGAAUUGAACAGUGUAUAUGGCUACUUACUGUUCGUGGUAAUUGAAACUCCUCCUUUUUUCAACUGCUACUAAGCUGCGAGAUAACUACAUAAUAACCUCCUAUAAACUAUAAAAGUAUUAGCAUGAUUCUGUGGCUUGGCCUUGAUGAGUUAAGAGUCAUGAUACAUAAAGCUAGAUAAACUAGAGCUUAAGAGGUGCGGUCAGCCUUGGACUCUCACUUUUUCAUAUUCUGGUGUCACAGAAAAG